AUGAAACAACGGCUGGCCAUUGGCGCGGCCCUGCUCGGCAGGCCCAAAGUGCUGGUACUGGAUGAACCGACGAACGGGCUUGAUCCCGCCGGUAUUGCAGAGAUCCGUGACCUGAUCCGUAACCUGAAUAAAGAAGGCAUCACGGUGAUCAUGGCCAGUCACCUGCUGGAUGAAGUGGAGAAAGUAUGUACCCAUGUGGCUAUUCUCAAGCGGGGUGAUCUGCUGAUCACCGGCUCGGUUAAUGAAGUGAUGCGUUCGGAAGAUCAGAUCGAAGUAAAGUCGGCCGAUAUGAUUGCCCUUAAACACGUUUUGCAGCAGAUGCCCGGCAUUCUGCGUGUCACAGACAACGAUGGUUACCUGCAACUGGCUUUCGACGGGGCGGCGAUACAGCCGGCCGGUAUCAAUGAAUACUGUGCUGAUAGAGGCAUUGUGUUGUCGCACCUGUUGCUUAAAAAGAAAAGCCUGGAAAGUAAGUUUAUCGAGCUUACCCACGACGGCACUGUUUCCUGA
This is a messenger RNA of Ostertagia ostertagi, 510 nucleotides long. Lineage: Eukaryota; Metazoa; Nematoda; Chromadorea; Rhabditida; Trichostrongylidae. The record is from the annotation of a GenBank genome assembly.